AUGAAUGAUGUUUCUCUUUUAAUUGAUGAAUUGAAUGAUUAAAUACUAACAGAUUAAUUUGUUUAUAUAAGUUUGUUAGGAGGAGGAGCAUAUGGAAAAGUUGUGAAGGCUUAAAGUAAAGAGUUAAACAAAACUGUUGCAAUUAAAGUAAAUGACUUAAUUUAAAUAGAUAGAUUAUUGAAAGAAAUAAGAAUAAAGAAUAAGAUUAAGAAGCAUCUCUAUUAGAGUAGUGCAACCAUAAAAAUAUUGUGCAUUUUCAUAAGGUUUUAAAUAUUGUAAAGUAUUAGUUACUUUAUACACAUAAUCAUUUGUAUAUAAUAAUGGAGCAUCUACAAGGAAUCACUUUGUAAGAAGAAAUUAAUAAAGAAUUACCUGAGAAGAAAGUUAGAAAUUUAAUAAAGUAAAUUUUAGAAGGAUUGAGCUAUCUACAUAAUCAAGGGAUUAUUCAUAGAGAUUUGAAGCCAUGUAAGAAAAAUUUUGGAUUUAAGCAAACAUAUAUUUGGUUCGAGAAAACAAUUAAUCCAUUGUUAAACUGAUUGACUUUGGACUUAGCUAUUAAAUAAGUUCACACAAAAUAGCCAAUAAGUAAUGCGGUACUUUGUUAUACAUGGCACCAGAAUUGGCAUAAGAUGUACCUUAUAAUUAGACUGUAGAUAUAUUUGCACUUGGAAUCAUAUUUUAUUAGUUAUUUCAUAAUGGAUAACAUCCAUUUUAUGUAUCUGGAAUGAGAAGUUCAGAAUAUUUCAGAAAAUUAGCAAAAUUAGAAUUUAAUGUGUAUUUCAAUAAUAAUAUUCCAUUAAUGGCCAAAGAUUUCAUAUUAAAAACAAUGGCUUUAUUACCUGAUGAUAGAAUGUCUGCUUAUUAAUGUUUAGAUCAUCCAUGGAUUAAAAAUGUUGAAUAAUAAUAAUUUCCAAUCACUACAAAUGAAAUUAUAUCUACAUUUGUUGUGAAAUAGAAAUUCAUCAAAAUUAUCAAAGCUUUAAUGUUCUUCAAUAUAUUGUCAAAAAAGUCAAUCAAAAAGGAAUUAAAAGAAAAUGAUACUAAACGUAGAUCAAAUCUAACAGAAAUUAAUUCAUUAUAUCCAUAUGAAUAAGAAUUUAUUCAUUUAUAAAUACCUAUGUCUUAAAGAGAUAAACCUCCAAUAUCAAAAUCUAAAAUGCUUAAAACUGUUUAAGGUCCAUUUAAUACUCCUUAGAUAUCAAAAAGACAAGUUUCAAGAGAAUCUUUAGCAUAAAGCUUCAUUGGUGCUCCAAAAACUUUUACACCUUAAUCUCAUACUAAAAGGACACUUAAAACUCCUUCUCCUACUUAAUUUAGAUUACCACCAAUCAAAUCACCUAAACAAGCUUAAAGUCCAAGCAUUUAAAAUAUUAUAAAUAAAUCAAGAUUUUUUUAAUCAUGA
This is a messenger RNA of Paramecium sonneborni, 1402 nucleotides long. The record is from the annotation of a GenBank genome assembly. NCBI's taxonomy places the organism in Eukaryota, Ciliophora, Oligohymenophorea, Peniculida, Parameciidae.